AUGCCUGCCUACCGCAUCCAUCUCGUUACCCACAGCGGCGGCAAGCCUGAUUGCCUUUGGGUCUUAAAAGGCGAAGCCCGCGGUCGAUGCAUCCAGAUUGUUCGCGACCCUGAGAAAGGUUAUCGUCUUGACACCUCGUAUCUUGCCUAUGCCACUGAAAUCCCCUACUACUUCGAGCACGAGUACUACGAAAGCAUUAGCUUCGAGGAUUACGACAAGUUUAUGGUACUUCUCAACGGCCUGGUUGCUGAACUCAAGCAGAACAAAAAUACCAACCAGCAAAUCCCCGUCGAUUACGUGACCAAGACCGUCAAAGACUUCUUUGAGAAGCGCGACCCGCUUCACAUUACCCCCCAGUGA
Messenger RNA from [Torrubiella] hemipterigena, 360 nucleotides. The record is from the annotation of a GenBank genome assembly. NCBI's taxonomy places the organism in Eukaryota, Fungi, Ascomycota, Sordariomycetes, Hypocreales, Clavicipitaceae.